Molecule: messenger RNA, 1736 nt
Organism: Haemorhous mexicanus (house finch)
Lineage: Eukaryota; Metazoa; Chordata; Aves; Passeriformes; Fringillidae
Gene: FMOD
Product: fibromodulin
Exons: 3
Coding region: 251-1399 (382 amino acids)
Molecular function (GO): protein binding
Source: RefSeq, a predicted model, not a curated record
CCAGGCAGCACCAGGGGCUCGCCAGUCUCUCCUGCAAAGCUGCGGCUGCGAGGUCACUCCCCGAAAAUCCCGAAAAUCCCGAAAUCCCGGCCGAGCCCGUGCCCUGCCAGCGCAAGAUUCGCUCCGGGAUCCGGGGCGGGCACCCGGCGCUGCGGCUCGGGAGCCUCCCCCCCUCCCAUGCUGCCGGUGCCACGGCACAGCCCGCAGCAGCCUUUGCACAGGAGGAGCGCAGCUCGGUCCCUCCAGCGCCAUGCCUCGGGCCACCACCCUCAUCCUCAUCCUGGCCGGGCUCUGCGUGUCCUCCUUGGGCCAGUACAACGAGGAGGAGGACCUGGCGUGGCUCCAGUACUACCUGCGGCAGUCCCGCGUCUCCUCCUACAACUACGUGCCCUACUACGAGGAGGAGAGCCCCGCGUACGCCUACUCCUACCCCUCCGCCACCGACACCGAGCCGGAGCCCGAGCCCGAGCCGCAGCAGGCGGCGCCCUGGCGGUGUCCCCAAGAGUGUGACUGUCCCCCCAACUUCUCCUCGGCCAUGUACUGCGACACGCGCAACCUGCGCUACCUGCCCUUCGUGCCCUCGCGGAUGAAGUACGUCUAUUUCCAGAACAAUCUCAUCACCUCCAUCCAGGAGGGCGCCUUCGACAACGCCACCGAGCUGGAGUGGCUGGCGCUGCACAACAACCAGAUCGGCAGUGAGAAGGUGGGGAAAAGGGUUUUUGGGAAGCUGCAGCGCCUGGAGAGGCUCUACAUGAACAACAACAACCUGACCAGGCUGCCCAGCCCGCUGCCGCGCUCGCUGCGCGAGCUCCACCUCUCCUACAACCAGAUCUCCAAGGUGCCUUCCAACGCUCUGGAGGGGCUGGAGAACCUCACGGCGCUCUACCUCAGCCACAACUUCAUCUUCGAGAUGGGCGCGUCCCUCAAGGGGCUCAAGUCGUUGAUCCUGGCCGACCUGAGCUACAACAACCUGAGGAAGGUCCCCGACGGGCUGCCGGCCUCCCUGGAGCAGCUCUACCUGGAGUACAACUACAUCAACGCCAUCCCCGACGAGUAUUUCCAGGUGUCCCCCCGGCUGCUCUACGUGAGGAUGUCCCACAACAGCCUGACCAACCAAGGGCUCUCCAGCAACACCUUCAACAGCAGCAGCAUCCUGGAGCUGGACCUCUCCUACAACCGGCUGCAGAAGAUCCCGCGGGUCAACACCAACCUGGAGAACCUCUACCUGCAGGGGAACCAGAUCGACGAGUUCUCCAUCAGCAGCUUCUGCUCCGUGGUGGACGUCAUGAACUACUCGCGGCUGCAGGUGCUGCGCCUGGACGGCAACGCCAUCAAACGCAACGCCGUGCCCCCGGACGCGCCGCUCUGCCUGCGCCGCGCCACCGUCAUCGAGAUCUGAGCCCCCCUCGCCACCACCCCAGGACUCGUGUCCCCUCCCUCCCGGGGGAUUCCCGCCUUCCUGCUUCUCCUCCCGGCUCGGCUUCGCGGCGCGCUCCCGGAAUUGUUCCUUUGGCGCUCGGGUCCCGGCUCUGAGCCCGCCAGGGACCGUGGGCACCUCCCGGCCCAGGAUGGGGUGGGGCACAGCAGGGUGGGGCUCAUCCCGCCUUGGGCAGGGGGAAAUCCCGGUCCUGAUCCCAAAUCCGGGUCCGAACCCCCUGGGAGAGCAUCCUUACAGGGGGAUCUGACCCAGAAGGAGCAUCUUUCCAGGGGGAUCUGACCCUUUUUCCAUGGGGAAA